UUUCUCCGAAUGGUGCUAGUUUCUGAAGAAAUCCAUCAGUUUAUGGUGAAAUGAAACCGGCCCAAAGGGACCGAACGCGAGUGACCGUGGACGAAAGCGGCAUCAUCGCUGUCGCGUCACGGCGAUCGCCUCCCCUCCAAACGAAAUCCUCCCGUCUUUUGCAAGACCGACGGCUCAACCACCGCACCACCACCACCACCAUGCGGCAUGCGCUCCAACAGCACCCGCGCCUCUCCAUGACGCCCCCGCCCGCGCCGCUCCUCCUCCUCACCACCCACUCCGCCGCCGCCGCCGCGCUCCUCCUCUUCCUCCUCGACCCAGCCGCCGCCCGCGCGCGCAAGCGCAGGCGCCGCGACGCCGACCACGACGCGGACGACCCCGUCCCUCCGGCUCCCCCGCCCCCGGAGCAGCCGCCGCCGCCGCCGCCGCCGCUGCCGCUGCCGCCCACGAGCCCGGACCACUUCCCGCUCGCGUUCCGCGUCUCGGCACCCACCUUCCACUUCCUCGCUGGCCUCCUCGACCCGCUCCUCUCCCACCCCUCCCUCCCGUCCCCGGUGCUCCUCGCGCUCGCGCUCGCGCGCCUCGCGUCGGGCCUACCCUACCCGGCGCUCGCGGCGCUCUUCCGCGUGCCGCCCUCGGCCCCUCGCGCCGCCUCCCGCCGCCUCCGCCGCGUGCUCCUCGCCAACUUCCGAUUCUGGCUCGCCUUCCCCUCCGAGCCGAGCAGCGCCUCCUCCGCCCCGCUCCCCUCUUGCCGCGGCGCGCUCGGAUGCGCGCGCUUCGCCGGCCCGACGGGCCCGCUCGCCGCGCAGCUCGUGGCGGGCGCCUCCUCCCGUGUCCUCUCCCUUGCUGCCGGUUUCCGCGGCGAUCGCACGGACCUCGAGGUGCUGAGGCUGUCGUCUUUGUACCAGGAGGUCGAGCAGGGGAGGGUGCUUGACUCCGCGCAGUACUUGGUUGCGGAUGGGGGCGGGUACCCGCUGCUGCUCUGGCUCAUGGUGCCGUUCCCAGGACCGGUGGUGCCUGGCUCCCCGGAGGCGGAGUUCAACGCUGCGCACAAGGCAAUGUGCCGCCCGGUGAGACGCGCUGUCCGGAGCUUGAUGGGGUGGGGGGCCAUCGCGCGGCUCCACGAGGAGGAGAGCCCUCGUGCGGCUGUGGCGUGCAUUGGGACGUGCGCCAUGCUCCACAACGUGUUGCUGACAAGGGAGGAUUACUCUGCAUUGGCACCGGAAGAGGAGGCAGAGAGUGUUUUGGGGGGAAUGCAGAGCCAGGGAGAUGACACUGGUGCUGGAGCAGAAGGAUUCGAGGUUGAUGGGCGUGCAUUAGCGUUGCGGAGCGCAUUGGCAGCAACAAUGAGGGACCUUCAAGCGCCUGAUUAGCAAUGGUGAUUGUUUUACAAUUUCUGUCAUUGCUGAUUCUUUUAAUCAUAUAGUUUGUAUAGUGAUGAAUACUUUGAUUCCAUUGGGUUCUUCACUCUUCAGUUUGUUGCUUGCUCAAUAAAUCAAGUACGAAAGAAAUUAGACUAUCA
Messenger RNA from Phragmites australis (common reed), 1522 nucleotides. Its product is annotated as protein ALP1-like. The record is from RefSeq and is a predicted model, not a curated record. The transcript has a single exon. Lineage: Eukaryota; Viridiplantae; Streptophyta; Magnoliopsida; Poales; Poaceae. Bases 51 to 1373 code for a protein of 440 amino acids.